This is a messenger RNA of Pan troglodytes (chimpanzee), 5832 nucleotides long. It is a transcript of the gene RBBP5, whose product is annotated as RB binding protein 5, histone lysine methyltransferase complex subunit. Gene Ontology annotation, cellular component: Set1C/COMPASS complex. Gene Ontology annotation, molecular function: protein binding. The record is from RefSeq and is a predicted model, not a curated record. The transcript is spliced from 14 exons. Lineage: Eukaryota; Metazoa; Chordata; Mammalia; Primates; Hominidae. The coding region runs from base 1642 to 3183 and encodes 513 amino acids.
UAUCAACAGGCUGAAGUAUGAAAAUAUGGGAGGGAUGUUCAGUAGGCAUCAGUGAGAGAAGACCUAAAGAAUUUUCCUGCUUGGCCAGGUUGUGGAUAAAGAGAAUGCCAGGGGAUGGGAUCGGUGCCAUCUAUUUUGUGUUGGUUCUCGAAUGCCUAGCUCAAAAGUUUGGGCUUUUUAGGGAAGGUAGGGUAGAUCCAUUGAAGGAUUUUGACUUAGUAACUCAAUCAGAGCUAUGAGUUUGUAAGGUUUGUCUGACAGCGAUGUGGAGUUGAGUUUUGGAGGAGUGUAAAACCAGUUUGGAGGGGUAGAUUAUAUGAGUGAUGAGGAAGGCCUGAGCUAGGAAAUAGAAAAGACAUUGAGGAGGUAGGGAUGACAAAUUUGAGAAUAGAUUGCAUAUAGUGCUGAUGAGUAAGAGAGUGACGUGAAAAAUGAUGAGAGCAAAUAAUGAUGCUAUUGAUAAAGUGUAAGGACAUUGGAAAAAGACAGCUUUGGAGAUGUUGAAUGUGGUCUAGGGGUCAGGAGACAGGUUUGGAUUUAUGGGAGAGAUUUGUAUUCUUACAGAUGGGCUCAUUGAAACCUUGUGACUAGAGGACAUGAUCUAGGGAAAAAGUGGGAGGGGGAGAAAAGAAAAUUGCCAAGCACACAAUCUGUAGUUAGAGGUUAAGAGGAGGAAUAAGUGGAGAUAAUAAGUUAGCUAACGGUUAUAAAGUACUUUCUCUGAGCUAGGCAGAUUUUCAAGUGCCUUCCAUAUAUUAAUCUAUGUAGAGGAAGACGAGAGUACAGAUUGGUGUGGUGUCUUCAUAGAAGCCAAUCAGAGCAGUUGAGUCUGAGGGCUGAGAAUGGGUUGCUCUGUUUAGUCCUUUGGCAGCUUGGGACUCCUCAGCAGCUGGAACAGAAACCAGAUUACAAUGAUUUUAGAAUGGUGUGGGAGACAAGGGCAAAAGGUUGACGCUUACUUUUAAAAACUUAAGGAUGGAAGAAAGGUGAUAACGCUAGUACUUUGAAAGAGUAGCAGGAUCUUGCAAAAGGCUUUUCUUGAAUGAUACAGAAGAUUCAUUAGGAUAAAACUUAGGAAGGAAUAUUUAUUUUUAUUUAUCUUUUGAGACGGAGUCUUGCUCUGUUGCCCAGGCUGGAGUGCAGUGGCACAAUCUCGGCUGACAGCAACUUGCGCUUCCCAAGUUCAACCGAUUCUCCUACUUCAGCCCUCCUGAGUAGCUGGGAUUACAGGCACCCAACACCACACCUGGCUAUAUUUUUUGUAUUUUUAGUAGAGACUGGGUUUCACCAUGUUGGCCAACCUGGUCACGAACUCCUGACCUCAAGUGAUCUGCCCACCUUGGCCUCUGAAAGUGCUGGGAUUACAGGUGUGAGCCACUGUGCCCAGCCAGGAAGGAAUAUUUAGCACUGGAAGGUUAGACAAGUUAAAGAAGCCUGGGUCCGAAAGAUAACAAUCUCUGAAAAUGACUCUGCAUUUUAAAGUGAGAAAGUUAAUGGUUACAGAUAAAAGGAAAGGAACAGAAGUAAUGUGAUUGUGGAAGCCUACUGAAGGACAUCUGGCCAGAUGAAGGAAAUGAAUGACAAGAGUCCUUUGGGCAGAACUAUCCAGAGGAAGCUGAUGGAACUUUGGAUUGUAUCAGCAUGGCUUUGACUUGCACCUUUAACAGGUGGGGCACACUGCUUGCAGUUGGCUGUAAUGAUGGCCGAAUUGUCAUCUGGGAUUUCUUGACAAGAGGCAUUGCUAAAAUAAUUAGUGCACACAUCCAUCCAGUGUGUUCUUUAUGCUGGAGCCGAGAUGGUCAUAAACUUGUGAGUGCUUCCACUGAUAACAUAGUGUCACAGUGGGAUGUUCUUUCAGGCGACUGUGACCAGAGGUUUCGAUUCCCUUCACCCAUCUUAAAAGUCCAAUAUCAUCCACGAGAUCAGAACAAGGUUCUCGUGUGUCCCAUGAAAUCUGCUCCUGUCAUGUUGACCCUUUCAGAUUCCAAACAUGUUGUUCUGCCGGUGGACGAUGACUCCGAUUUGAACGUUGUGGCAUCUUUUGAUAGGCGAGGGGAAUAUAUUUAUACGGGAAACGCAAAAGGCAAGAUUUUGGUCCUAAAAACAGAUUCUCAGGAUCUUGUUGCUUCCUUCAGAGUGACAACUGGAACAAGCAAUACGACAGCCAUUAAGUCAAUUGAGUUUGCCCGGAAGGGGAGUUGCUUUUUAAUUAACACGGCAGAUCGAAUAAUCAGAGUUUAUGAUGGCAGAGAAAUCUUAACAUGUGGAAGAGAUGGAGAGCCUGAACCUAUGCAGAAAUUGCAGGAUUUGGUGAAUAGGACCCCAUGGAAGAAAUGUUGUUUCUCUGGGGAUGGGGAAUACAUCGUGGCAGGUUCUGCCCGGCAGCAUGCCCUGUACAUCUGGGAGAAGAGCAUUGGCAACCUGGUGAAGAUUCUCCAUGGGACGAGAGGAGAACUCCUCUUGGAUGUAGCUUGGCAUCCUGUUCGACCCAUCAUAGCAUCCAUUUCCAGUGGAGUGGUAUCUAUCUGGGCACAGAAUCAAGUAGAAAACUGGAGUGCAUUUGCACCAGACUUCAAAGAAUUGGAUGAAAAUGUAGAAUACGAAGAAAGGGAAUCAGAGUUUGAUAUUGAAGAUGAAGAUAAGAGUGAGCCUGAGCAGACAGGGGCUGAUGCUGCAGAAGAUGAGGAAGUGGAUGUCACCAGCGUGGACCCUAUUGCUGCCUUCUGUAGCAGUGAUGAAGAGCUGGAAGAUUCAAAGGCUCUAUUGUAUUUACCCAUUGCCCCUGAGGUAGAAGACCCAGAAGAAAAUCCUUACGGCCCCCCACCGGAUGCAGUCCAAACCUCCUUGAUGGAUGAAGGGGCUAGUUCAGAGAAGAAGAGGCAGUCCUCAGCAGAUGGGUCCCAGCCACCUAAGAAGAAACCCAAAACAACCAAUAUAGAACUUCAAGGAGUACCAAAUGACGAAGUCCAUCCACUACUGGGUGUGAAGGGGGAUGGCAAAUCCAAGAAGAAGCAAGCAGGCCGGCCUAAAGGAUCAAAAGGUAAAGAGAAAGAUUCUCCAUUUAAACCGAAACUCUACAAAGGGGACAGAGGUUUACCUCUGGAAGGAUCAGCGAAGGGUAAAGUGCAGGCGGAACUCAGCCAGCCCUUGACAGCAGGAGGAGCAAUCUCAGAACUGUUAUGAAGACCUUCGAAGUUCUUCAUUCUUUCUCACUUUGCCAUCAUGUGGCCUCUGGACACUGUGUCAGUCAUUUGAAAAUUGACUUUAAUUUAAAACAAAGGCCUGUGCCUCCCACCCAGGAGGUGGGAGGGUGAAUUUUAUGUUUAAAUGAAGAAGUGAAUUAUGGAAGAAGAGUAUACGACCUUCCCUUCCCUUUCAAGCAUAAGUCCAAAUAGACUCUCAGGAAUGAAGAUUUGUGAAGACAUCAGAUAGGAAUUUUGACUCAUUUAAACUUUGAUGCUUAGUUAUGUUGCUGGAGAAAAGAUACUUAUGUUUUGCUCAUCUAACUUUAUUGUACCCAGCGUCAUUUUGACAUGUCAUUUCCUAUCUCCCAUUUGCCUUCGGUCCUCAAUGCAUGUCUUUGAGUGACUUCUUAUCUGAAAUUUUGCUACUGGUAUCCUAGGAAAGCUUUUGUUGGAUACUCUCAUUUUAAACUUCUCCUCUCCCCAGAUACCUCCUAUAUUUCCAUAUUGUGUGCAAAGGAUGGGCAGAAAAGAAAGUGCUUGAAAGAUUUCAAAUUUUCAGAAAGGAAACAAUGAAGGCCCUCUCUUCCUCUCAUACCACGUUUUGCUCAAGAAGCUGGGCUGUAACAAUUCAGGGUUUUCCCUUGUUUUCCUCUCAUUGCAUGUUUCCCUGCAAUAUUGGUUCAUUGUCAUUAAUCAUGGUUUUUGAAGAUAGCUAGUUUUAUCCAUCUCCAGCAAAGAAUCAUCAAUAGUUUAUAUUGCUUUACCUGUGCUGGCUUCCAGAGAUGGAAACAAACCCAGGUGUCUCUCAACAAGCUACUUUUUUACUGGGGUAGGGGAAUCUAUGCAAGGAGUAAAGUAAAACCAUCCAGAAUCAAAGCAGCAACCACAUAGUUCAAAUCAAAGAUCAAGGUGAAUUUUUUGUAUCACUGCCUGUGGAAAUCUAUCCUCAUCAGUCAUUGCAUUUUUCCCUGCCUAUACCUGUGCUCCUUUUUCUUACUGUGUUUUCAGUCACUUCCUUUCUGUGAAAGGUUGCUUAGCUUUUUUUUUGACAUUUGUUGUUCUUUAUAUAAAAAUAGCAGAUUGGAUAGAUGUGUACAUUUGGUGUUUGAAAUUCUCUGAAAAUCCCAUUAGGAAACCAGGUGUGAAAAGGGCUCAGUAGCUUCUCUGAGUGGCGUUUUUAGCUGACUGGAAGUGCUUAAUCUGGAUCGUCUUUUUUUUUUUUUCUUCAAUAUUUUAAAAGGAGAAUUUAAAUACUGUGCUUACUGUGAAAUAUAUCAGUUGGUGAGCCGGGCGUGGUGGGUCACGCCUGUAAUCCCAGCACUUUGGGAGGCCAAGGCGGGUUGAUCACCCGAGGUCAGGAGUUCAAGACCAGCCUGGCCAACGUGGUGAAAGCCUGUAUCUAUUAAAAGACAAAAAUUAGCUGGGCGUGGUGGUGCAUGCCUGUAAUCCCAGCUACACUGGAGGCUGAGUCAGGAGAAUCACUUGAACUUGGGAGGCAGAGGUUGCAGUGAGUGGAGAUCGCACCACUGCCCUCCAGCCUAGGUGACAGAAUGAGACUCUAUCUCAAAAAAAAAAAAAAAAAAAAAUGAUAUCAGUUGGUGGAUGCUCCUAUAGGUAGCCAAACACAUUGAUUACCUGUUAGAUUUUAGGAUAGAAAUCAAAGUAGAGCACGUCAGCAAGAGCCUCUUUGUCUCACUCCGUCAUUUAGAACCAGUAUAUUCAGUAGUUGAAGAAAGAGCUCUCCCUGAAUCAGUUGCAAAACGUCUAUAUUUUUAGAUGCCACUACUUUUUUCUUAAAUAUUCAUUUUGAGACUGUCAUGAGUUAGACCAGUGGUCGAGAUUAGUAGAUGGCUCACUAGACAUGUUUUUGUUUUGCAGACAUUAUAUCCAUUCCAGUCCUCUGCACUGUACACUGCAGCAGUGUGCAAACUAUGGGACUUAGAGGGUUUCUGCCAUCUUUCCAUGUGUGAAGUAGCUUGGUUUCCUCUGCCUGUGCAUUUGGAUGUUUGUGCUAUGUCCACCUCCUAAACUGGCUACUGAGAAAAUCAUCUUCAGCCCUGUCAGAUUGUCUCUGGCAGUAGCUCCUAAUAAUUAUUUAUGUUUUUGGAAUUUUUUUUUCAACUUUUAAAAAACCUUCUAUCCAUUUCAAUUUGAAUUAUUUGAUUUGUACAAUAUAUGUAUAUUCUCUUCUUCCUUUUUGUCAUCCCUGCCCUGCCACCCCCAAAAUUUUGUUUUUAAAAAUAUUCUGGGCUGGGCACGGUGGCUCACACCUGUAAUCCCAGCACUUGGGGAGGCCGAGGCUGGUGGAUCAUCUGAGGUCAGGUGUUUGAGACCAGCCUGGUCAACAUGGUGAAACCCCGUCUCUACUAAAAAUACAAAAAUUAGCUGGGCGUGGUGGCGGGCGCCUGUAAUCCCAGCUACUCGGGAGGCUGAGGCAGGAGAAUUGCUUGAAUACAGGAGGCAGAGGUUGCAGUGAGCUGAGAUUGCGCCACUGCACUCCAGCCUGGGUGACAGAGCAAGACUCCAUCUCAAAAAAAAAAAAAAAAAAAAAAAAAUCUGUAGUUUUGUACAAGAUGAGACUUAGCCUUGGGUACUUCUUGCUGAAGCUUUAAUGCUUUGUAAAUAAAAUUGGAUGUUUAUUAAAGAA